Messenger RNA from Momordica charantia (bitter melon), 814 nucleotides. It is a transcript of the gene XYP1, whose product is annotated as Bifunctional inhibitor/lipid-transfer protein/seed storage 2S albumin superfamily protein. Gene Ontology annotation, molecular function: lipid binding. The record is from RefSeq and is a predicted model, not a curated record. Gene Ontology annotation, biological process: lipid transport. NCBI's taxonomy places the organism in Eukaryota, Viridiplantae, Streptophyta, Magnoliopsida, Cucurbitales, Cucurbitaceae.
UCAAUCCACACUCCUCCACUUCCCCACUCCUUCUCCCUCUGCCUUCGCUUUUCUCUCUCUUCUCAGCAAUGGCCGCCACGAAGCUUUCUCUCGCUCUCUGUGCCCUAGCCGUCCUGGCCGUCAAUUUCUCCGGCGUUGCGCCCGCACACGACGCUCCGCCGCCGGCGGUGGACUGCUCCAGCCUCAUUCUGAACAUGGCCGAUUGCCUCUCCUUCGUGUCCAACGACAGCACCACCACCAAGCCCGAGGGAUCCUGCUGCACCGGCCUCAAGACCGUUCUCAAGGCCGACGCCGACUGCCUCUGCGAGGCCUUCAAGAACAGCGCUCAACUAGGCGUCGUCUUGAACGUCACCAAGGCCCUCUCUCUCCCCGCCGCUUGCAAAGUCUCUGCUCCUGCUGCUGCUAACUGUAAAUUGUCGACCUCUCCCGCCGGUUCUCCUGCGCUCACGCCGAAAUCCUCGCCUGGACCGUCGACUGCUGCGGCGCCGGAGAUCGGCGCCCCGACGACGAGCGAGCCGGCUCCGGCUCCGGCCCCCGGAAAGUCCGCAGCGUCGGCAGUUUUCGUCUCGGUUGGAUCCCUAAUCGCCGCCAUUGGUGCUGCUCUGUUCUGCAGUUUUUAAGUGGGAAUACGGUGUCGUUUUGGUAGGCAGAGAAUUUGGGGGAAAAUUGAAAUUGAAAUGUUAGUGUUUAAUGUGGAUGGAAAUUUGUGGGAGUGUUUGGUUUUGGUUUUGUUUCUCUUGUGGUGGCUGUAAUUUGUGGUGUGUGACUCAAAGCAGAUUAUAAAAUUCAUUUUUUUUACUGUCUUUCAAAUCCA